AUGUCGUUCCCAUGCAUUGCAAAUCGCCACUGCAAAGGACUUGUUUGUGACGACAAUGCGGAUGCUGCUGACUGGACGCUCACUCUCACGCGAGACGUGGAUGAGGAUGUUGAAGAUAUCGAGACCGAUGAAGUCAAAUCCGAAGAUAUCAAACCUGAAGACGUCGAGGUAGAAGAUGUCGAGCCUGAUGAUGUCGAAACCGAUGAAGCAGAGCCGGAAGACGUCAAGACUGAAGACGUUGAACUAGAAGAUGUCGAACCAGAAGACAUCGAAUUAGAAGACGUCGAUGCCGAAGCCGUCGAGCCUGUGACCGUCGAACCUGAAGACGUUGGGCCAGAAGAUGUCAAGCCCGAAGACCCCAGAGUUGUCGAGCUAGAAGACGUCGAACCCGGGGUUGUCGAGCUAGAAGACGACGAAGCAGAAGUCAUUGAGCCUGAAGCUGUUGAACCAGAAGCGCUUGGAACCGAAGACCAAGCCGAAGACGUCGAGACCGUAAAUGUUGAAGCCGGAGAUGUCGAAGCCGAAGAUAUUGAACCCGCAGAGUUUGACGAUACUGAAACAACACGCGAUUCCGAACCGGAUGCCGUAAGCGUGGAAGAGGUCGUCAAGCCAGGUUGCGAGCUUUGCCCCGAAGAAGUGGUUGAGGCACUGAUUCCGGUUCCAGAUCCGACACUUGCACCGCUAGAAGAUUGUGUGGAGACCGAUGAGGCUGCUAGUGUCGUAGAUGAUGUGGAAACUGGAGUUAGGGUAAGGUCAGUAGACGCCACGGUCUCGUUCGCGAAUGAGGAGUUGAUGGAGCUCGAGGGGCUUGAGGUCGUGCUAUCUGAUGAGUUGUCUGAGGUCCGUGCAGGUGUUCUCGAAACCGGUGGAGAUGUGAAUGGUGACGUGCUGCUCUCUUGGUGGGUACUCGUGGCUUGGGAAGACGUGUCUGGGCUGGGAGGGAUAGCUGAAGCAUUAUUGACAGCUGGUGAAGUGGAGAGGGGCUCUGCUGGGAUUGAAGGCCGCAAGGCUGUGGUUUGGGGGAAUUGCGUAGCGUUCGGAAUGGUGGAUGUCGUCGAGGAUCCCUGGGGAAGUGUGGAUGUCGACUGA
This is a messenger RNA of Zasmidium cellare ATCC 36951, 1089 nucleotides long. RefSeq lists its product as uncharacterized. Lineage: Eukaryota; Fungi; Ascomycota; Dothideomycetes; Mycosphaerellales; Mycosphaerellaceae. Bases 1 to 1089 code for a protein of 362 amino acids. The record is from RefSeq and is a predicted model, not a curated record. The transcript is spliced from 3 exons.